AUGAUCGUUCAAGCUGGCAACGGCGAGGCUGACAAGUACCAUAGCAUGAACUUCAUCGGUUCGGGCGUAGUCUUCCACGUCCCAAGUUUCUUCAGCGAGCUCCGGGAGCUCGAGGAAAAGGGCCUGACUGCGGUACAUGAUCGGAUCCUUGUUUCCGACAGGGUCAAUGUCCUCUUGGACCUGCACAUGGCAGUGGAUGGUCUUGAGGAGAGGGAACUCGGAGGUUCGUCUCAUAAUCUCCGACCUGUCGUUGAGGAACAGCAGCUAAAGUCUACCCCAGACGCAGCUAUUGGAACAACAAGACGCGGCAUUGGUCCCUGCUAUCAGACCAGCAGAGCGCGAACUGGCAUCAAAUUGACUGACGUCUUCUACCCUGACCUUUUCAAGCAGAAGGUGAGGCGCUUAGCCGAUGGCUAUCAAAAGCGCUUCGGAGAACUGUUCGAAUACGACAUUAAAGCUGAGCUUGCUCGCUUUAACGAGUACAGGGAGACGCUGAAGAAGUACGUUGUGGACGGCGUGUCCUUCAUGAGAUCCGCACAGCAGAGCGACACGAAAAUUGUGAUUGAAGGCGCAAACGCACUGAUGCUAGAUGUUGAUUAUGGCUCUUACCCAUUCGUCACUUCCUCAAGUACUACGCUCGCUGGUAUUAUUGGUGGACUUACACUGAACCCAAGGAAUAUCACAGAGACAAUUGGAGUGGUCAAGGCUUAUACUACCCGUGUCGGGGCGGGGGCCUUCAAGACCGAAGAUACCGGAGAGAUUGGCACCAAGCUCCAGGAGAUUGGACGCGAAUGGCUCGACGUUUUGGAUACUUUCGAAACGAUCAAAAUCGCCAUCGCUUACAAGAUCGACGGAGAGGAACUGGACUCUUACCCCGCGGAUCUCGACAUCCUGAACCGAGCUGAGGUGGUUUACCACGAGAUGCCAGGCUGGCAAAGGCCGACUACUAACGCGAGGACCUACUACGAUCUCCCCAAGGCGGCCCGCGAUUACGUUGAGGUGAGCAUACUCACCUGGGCUAGCAUAACGAACAGUUGCGCUGACCACCAGCAGUACAUCGAGAAGUUUGUCGGAGUCAAGAUCAAGUACAUCGGCACUGGUCCUGACCGUGAGGCCAUGAUCCAGCGCCCCUGA
Molecule: messenger RNA, 1134 nt
Organism: Metarhizium acridum CQMa 102
Lineage: Eukaryota; Fungi; Ascomycota; Sordariomycetes; Hypocreales; Clavicipitaceae
Source: RefSeq, a predicted model, not a curated record